Messenger RNA from Ambispora leptoticha, 1881 nucleotides. NCBI's taxonomy places the organism in Eukaryota, Fungi, Glomeromycota, Glomeromycetes, Archaeosporales, Ambisporaceae. The record is from the annotation of a GenBank genome assembly.
AUGGUAUCCAGAAUUUGGGGUUCGAGUCCUUUUGACGAGCUAGUAGAGAAAGCUACCUCAGAGUUACUUCCUAAAGGACAAGAAGAUUUAACGUUGAAUCUUGAUAUUUCUGAUCAAAUACGCAGUAAAUCGGUUCCUGCUAAGGAUGCUAUGAAAGCUUUAAAAAGACGAAUUGAUCAUAUCAACCCCAAUGUGCAACUCUUGGCUUUAAGUUUGACUGAUACCUGCGUUAAAAAUGGCGGCCACCAUUUUUUAAUCGAGAUUGCUUCCCGUGAAUUCGUCGAUAACCUUGUAUCUAUCCUUCGAUCAAAUAGUUGCAAUUCUGAGGUUCGAUCAAAACUCUUGAGUCUAAUUCAAACAUGGGGUAUUGCAUUCGAUGGAAAGCCUGAAUUGAGCUAUGUUUCUGAUACGUAUCGAUUGUUAAAAGAAGAGUUUGCGUUUCCGAAGCCCGAAAAAGCCGCGUUCUCAGUCAUGAUUGAUACCGCAACACCUCCAGAAUGGACGGACAGUGACGUGUGCAUUCGAUGUCGAACACCAUUUACUACAUUUAACAGAAAGCAUCAUUGUCGUAAUUGUGGUCAAACUUUUUGUGGAGAUUGUUCUUCAAAAACUAUGGCAUUGCCUCAUAUUGGUAUGAAUGAACCCGUGAGGGUAUGCGAUUCGUGUCAUAUUAAAAAACAAUUAAAAAAAACAACAAGAAGUGCAAGUAUUGAUCAUACGGCGCUCAAAAAUACGCACAAUGCAACACAUUCGCGCACCACUUCGUUGCCAAAUGGUUCAAAUGGUAGCAACAAUACAUUAAAUUCACGUCGCGAAGAUGAUGACGACGAAGAUUUCAAGAAAGCCAUAGAACUUUCGUUAAAAGAGGCAGAAUCGAGUCGUGGAUUUGCAUCUUUUCAACAAAAGACAACUCAAAAAGUCGUAGAACAACCAAAAAAACAGGAACCAGUAAAGGAGGAAGAAGAGGAUGCCGAUUUAGCAGCUGCUAUCGCAGCUUCAUUACGAGAAAUGAAUCUGAAUCAACAAAGAUCAAACUACUCAUCAUCUUACGCAGGAUAUGACGUGCAGUCGUACCAGACACCAGCUGCCUCGAUUUCUCAUAAUGAACUUUCUGCUAUUGAGGCUGAAAAUAUAUACAAAUUUUCUGAAAUAGUGGAACGAAUUCAGCAAAGCGGAAGUGACUUAAUGAGAGAUCGUCAAGUGCAGGAAUUAUAUGAAAGAAUUGGCGAGUUAAAACCAAAAUUAACGAAAACUUUAAGUGAAACAAUACAAAAACAUCAGGAUCUUGUGGACAUGCAUGAAAAAUUAUCUCAAGUUGUCAAAUUAUAUGAUAGACUUUUGGAAGAGCGACUUUCCGGUGCAUAUACGCGUCGAGCUUCAACUACCUCAUAUUCGUUGCAACAACGGGUAAAUCCUCCGGUUGGAACUCAGGGCAUUGGAUCAUUUUAUCCUACCAUCAAUACCAUCGCACAAGCACCAAAUAUUUACCCUCAGAUUAAUUAUCCGGCUGCUUCAGCACCUGUACAAUCACCGACUUAUUACCCUUCCCAACCUUUACUUGCUAAUCAACAAUCACAUUCAAAUCAAAUUGAACAACAAACAAUCUAUUCACAACAAUAUACACCAUCAAAACAAACGCCUCAUGCUCAGUAUUCAUAUGUGCAGCAAACACCUGCACCUUACGCGCCUGUUGCUGGAACAGCCAAUAAUGAUACUAUUGUUCCGACAAAUCCCAUCGAAUACCAUCAAGUUAAUGUUAAUCACCAACAACAAUCGAUUAAUGGCAUGGAAUCGUAUUCUAUUUUGCAAGGUUAUCAAGAUGCAGGAUAUCAGCAGCAGCCACAACCGAUUGAAGACGUGGCACCAUUGAUUGAAUUGUAG